Messenger RNA from Cottoperca gobio, 4718 nucleotides. It is a transcript of the gene gfra1a, whose product is annotated as gdnf family receptor alpha 1a. Gene Ontology annotation, molecular function: signaling receptor activity. Gene Ontology annotation, cellular component: signaling receptor complex; external side of plasma membrane. Gene Ontology annotation, biological process: nervous system development. The transcript has 10 exons. NCBI's taxonomy places the organism in Eukaryota, Metazoa, Chordata, Actinopteri, Perciformes, Bovichtidae. The coding region runs from base 375 to 1799 and encodes 474 amino acids. The record is from RefSeq and is a predicted model, not a curated record.
UCAGACGCACAGACGCAUCCCACUGGCAGGAGUUGGAGGACACUCGCCCGUUUCGCUUUCACCGCUUGCUCUGAUCCCUUGUCUUCGUCUCCCGGCGGUGACAAGACCACCCGCACGGGAGGAAACGAAAGAAAGAUUCACUCCUUCUUUUGUAUAGACUGCUAAGAGUCAGAGAAAACUGUGCGGAAUCGGGACUGGACACUUUUUGGAGGGGAGAUUAUUUCUCGCAUGAGGCGAGCUGGAUCUGUUUUGUACAGCGGAGCGCACAUUGCUACGUCUCUUUCUCAAUGGAUUUCAAUACAGUGGAAAUACCCUGGGAAUUAAAGUACUGUUAAAUCGCUUUUAGUUCGCACAUUUCCUUCCAAUAAGGGUUUAUGUUUCACAUGGAGAGGAAGACGAUGUUCCUCCCAGCAUUGUAUGUCCUUCUGCCUCUUCUAGAUGUGCUGUCUUACGCCGAGGAGAACCUGCGUGCCAACCGGCUGGACUGUGUGAGGGCCAGUGAGCAGUGCCUGAAGGAGCAGACGUGCAGCACCAAGUACCGCACGAUGAGGCAGUGCGUGGCCGGCGGCAAGGAGAGCAACUUCAGCAUGGUGGCCGGCCUGGAGGCCAAGGACGAGUGCCGGAGCGCCAUGGACGCGCUCAAACAGAGCCCGCUGUACCACUGCCGGUGUAAACGGGGCAUGAAGAAAGAGAAGAACUGCCUGCGCAUUUACUGGGGCAUCUAUCAGACAUUACAAGGUAAUGACUUUUUGGAGGAUUCUCCGUAUGUGACCAUGAACAGCCGUCUCUCUGACAUCUUCCGCCUGGCUCCCAUCAUAGGUGAGCCUGCAGUGGCCAGAGAGAAUAACUGUCUGAAUGCAGCGAAGGCCUGCAACCUGAACGACACGUGCAAGAAGUACCGCUCUGCGUACAUCAGCCCCUGCACCAGCCGCGUUUCCACCGCUGAAGUCUGCAACAAGAGGAAGUGCCACAAGGCCCUGCGGCAGUUCUUUGACAAGGUUCCUCCGAAGCACAGCUACGGCAUGCUGUACUGCUCGUGCCCGAUUAGCGAUCAGACAGCUUGUUCUGAACGCAGGCGUCAGACCAUCGUCCCUGUCUGCUCAUACGAAGAAAAACAGAAACCCAACUGUCUUGAACUGCAGGCCUCCUGCAGGACCAACUACAUCUGCAAGUCACGACUGGCUGACUUCUUUGUCAACUGCCAGCCGGAGACUCGCUCGCUGUCGGGCUGUCUGAAGGAGAACUACGCAGACUGCCUCCUCUCAUAUUCGGGUCUGGUUGGUACCGUGAUGACUCCCAACUACCUGCGCUCACCCAAGAUCAGCGUGUCUCCCUUCUGCGACUGCAGCAACAGUGGCAACAACAAGGACGAUUGCGACAAGUUCACCGAGUUCUUCACCGAGAACACCUGCCUCCGUAAUGCCAUCCAGGCCUUUGGGAAUGGGACAGAUGUGGGAGUGUGGCAGCCGAUGUCCCCCGUCCAGACCACCACCUCCACCACCACCCCCUACCAGAAGAACCGCGAACGCAACCCCAACACCAUCGACAACAACAUCAACACAGACCCGGGCAUCUACCACUUCUGUGGCAGCCUACAGGCUCAGAAGUUAAAGUCAAACUCGAGUGUCGACGGCGUCUUCUGCGUGGACCCUCAGAUAGACGAUCCAAGUACAUCCAACUCCAUCCUGAGAAAUUCGGCUGUCUCCAGACGGCCCGCGGGCCCAGCCUCUCUGCUGCACCCGCUGCUGUGGCUGUGGUACUGCGGCCUGCUGGCGCUCUCCUCGCCGGGCGUCUUGUAGCCUCACCGCUUCACAGCAACAAACUGCAACGGACUGACAAACACACAUUUGUAUAAAAGAAAAAGCGAAACAAGAAAUGAUAUCCUUUCUUCUCAGUAAAACCUGUUGUACUUUUAUUUUUAUUUCUCUUUUGAUUCCUACUUUGUUUUAGUUUUUUUAUGAAUUGUGUUGUUUUACUGUUUGUUUUGCAUUGCAGCUGUGUGCUGAAGCGUUGAUCUGUACGUGUUGACUCAGUUUGGCUGUGUUCCCUUUAGGUUAGUUGAAAAAAAAAGGGAUCUAAAGCUUCCAUGUUGCUCUCUUGGGCAGAAAUGAGAAAUACUCGUGGACUACAUUCCAAUAAACCGCAGCCGGUGGCUCUUGGAAAGGUACACAAUGUAAAUUAGCAUCGAUUUUUUCACCCACGUCUGUUUGUGUGUCGAGGCUAUCGGUGGGAUCUUCUGCUCAAAAGUCACAGUCCGUUCAGUAACAGCUAUGUUUUAUCACUCGGGCAGCGUUUUAGGUGUUAUUCUCCUCUGUGGUUUGUGUUUGUUUUGAUAAUGACGUGAUCUGGUAUUUUACAUUUUUAUGAAAGUUCCACGUGGAUAUUUACCUGACAAAAAACCUAAUUCAGGGUGAACACCAAUAACCUGAAGCAUCAGAGAAGUUAGAACAACCGCGCCCAAACCGUCUUCACGGUAGCUCAUUCUGAACACACAUCGCCGCUGGCAUAAGCACACAGGCAAAGACCCACACACACACACUGCACAUGUUCACACAUUCAGACAAACAUACAGAAAUACACACACAGCGACCGGCUUUCUGCUCCCUUUAGUUUUUUUAAGACCUGGCACAACAGAGUGAAACUGCGAGGUCACUGGACAGCCGGUUCCAAGCUGCUGUGGAGAGCUGAAUCCGCUCAUUGUGAUUGUACAUACUUGUAAUUGUUAGAAAUCCAAACCAUGUUCAGUGUUUCUCUUUGGAAGGUGCCCGAAUUAAUCUUGUUUUCUCUUUUGUAUGUAUUUUGCUGCACUGCGUUGACGAAACAAGAGCUGAGGAAAAAAAAAAUAGGCUUAUUGUUAUAUGUAUUCAACGGUAACUCACACUUACAUUGCGACGAAGCUCAAAGCAUCUUUUCAGUUUCAGUUCAGUGUUUUUAAGACUUAUUGCCUGAAUUGUGAAACUGUCAACACGCGUUUUAGGGAGCGAGCGAUCACGUGAUGCUGACCUGUCGCUAACCCCACCGCCUGGCGAGCUUUGUGUUCUAGUGCACCAUGAUAACUGUGCACAGAUGAUAAUCAUUUAUAGAAUAAUUGGCGUUUGAUUUAAAAUAAAAUGAGAUAAAUCACACUAGCCUACGAGCUAAUACACAGAUUUCUCCAGGUCGACUUAUUUGAAAACAUAAACCCUGAAUAAAUCUUUUUGUUACACAUAACUUGUAACACCAAACAAUGUGUCUGCUCCAUGGCUUUGGAAGUAUCGCCAUGGUAAUACUGUAGCUACAAUGCUACUGUUUUUAGCUAGGUGUGCUAACAUUAGCAGCUAACAACUCAUAUUGUUUAAAGGAUUCCUGGAAAGGUUAAAAAAGCUCAUUGGAUGCAGACUGUGGCUCGUUUUAGGCUCAGCUGGACUGCGAAGCUGCUGUGUCUUUAAAUAGUUGCUCAAAUUUGAUUCAGCAAACAGUAAAUUCUGUCUUGUUUUUAAAGCGAUAAGUGCAACAUGUGCUUACUGUUUGUACAUCGUUUGCUCCUGCUGGGGAAAAUAAAAAGACGCACCAUCGGCAUCACGUUCAAACCUCAGAUUCAGACCCAUCUGUGUCCCUUCAACACGUGAUCCGGACGUUUACACUGAGGCAUGUUCAGUUACGUCAUCCGUUUGGACACUGACAGGAGCAUUAAUGACGCUGCUUGGGUUUAUGUAGCUUCUCAAAACAUGAUUAAUGUAUAGCAUAACUUAAAUGUUAUUUACCAAGCAUAAACAUGGUAUAUGCACUGUAUGUACUUGGCUGAAACUAUACAUUUGGACAAAUAAAUGUCUGAUAUUCUAUUCCAGAGCAUUGUGAGCUAUUUUGACAUUCAGAUACAACAUAGAGUACAUUGAAUAAACCAGAAUAUUGUUUUAUAGAACAACUUAUGUGUAUAUUUCUCCCAGUAUGUACAUGAUUAUGGAAUAUUAUUGCAUCUGAGAAAGAGGAUAUCAAUGUAACUCUCCUACUGUAGUUAUAUACUGUAUUGUUUUGUACCAUAGCCCCAUUUAUGAUGUUGCUUAAAUAUAGUAUUGGGUUUUUUGGCUAAGAUUUGAACUUAUUUUUCUAUCGUUUACUAAUGUUUGCUGUUUUCAUGAGUUGAAUGAGGUGGAACGAGCACAGACUCGUGUUUAAAUUGUAAUUAUUUUGGUUUUACUGCAUACUUAUGUUGACAAUAACUAAAAGUUGAGCAAGAAAGUGAAUUGUCAUUGCAUGGUGAUUGAGAAGGAAGACAUAUAUUAUAUACCAUACCAUUUAAGGAUUAUUUGAUGGUAUAUUUGACCAGAGGUGUGCGAGUGGGAACACUCACAGACUGAAUGUGUGCAGGGAACGUUACAGAGAAAUGUUAAGAGUUGCUACACGACAACAACUCUGACUGGGACUGAUUACAUUUCUCACAGUGUCUUACGGUACGUCUGAUCAUUUUAUAUUUGAAUCCCAGUGUCAUAUCUUCAUCGGCCCUGGAAUAAGGAAUUUAUAGAGGUGGCUCAGAACUGGGAUCACAUCCGCCUGAUGUAAGGGUCCCACUUUUGGACAAAAAAAAAGAUGUUAAAUAUGUUUGCUGUCCAUCUCUAAACCAUCUGUUGUUUCACAGACGCAGACUCCCUCAGCUACCUGGCAUCAUUAACUUCUUAGCUUGUGAAAAUGUAAAAUCUAUUGUACAAAAGUUAUGAUUAAAAACUGUUAAAUCACCCAGA